AUUAUUGUGUAAGUACCCUGGCCUUCCUCCAGCCGACGAAAUGCCGACGUCUCCCGUUAAAACGCGGAUCCCCCUCACCAGCUUCGGUCAUCUCAUAACAGAGGUGAAGAGACAGCUGUUUGGUAUUGAGGCACCAGCUUCUGUGGAACUGACUGGUUGGAGGAAAUACUUUAACAGCUACACUCUGCAGGGGCGUCGAAAUUGUGUCUUGGCUACCUAUGGAAUCUUGGUUGUGACUGCAGCUGCCUACUUCAUGCACAGGCAAAACAAAGAAGAAACGUCCACCUCCACGGCCUGAAAGAUCAGAAAUCUCAAAGUGGACAUUAUGUAUGAUGUGAAGAAACAGAAGGAAAUGAUGUGACACGACCUCUGUGUACUGUUGUACCGUUUGUUAAUAAAGACUAUGUAAAUGCUGGUUACCAUAACA
Toxotes jaculatrix (banded archerfish) is the source of this 427-nucleotide messenger RNA. Its product is annotated as ATP synthase membrane subunit K, mitochondrial-like. The coding region runs from base 41 to 298 and encodes 85 amino acids. The record is from RefSeq and is a predicted model, not a curated record. Lineage: Eukaryota; Metazoa; Chordata; Actinopteri; Toxotidae. The transcript is spliced from 4 exons.